AUGGGCGGAUUUAAUAGUGAAAAUAGAAAUAGAAUGGAUGCAAAAUUUAUUUGUCAAAUUUGCAGCUUAAUACUACGAGAUCCCGUUCAACUUUAUUGCGGUCAUCGCUUUUGUGAAUCAUGUAUAGAUAUUAAAGAAAGAAUAUUUAUCAAAUGUCGCCAAUGUGAACUAGUAACAUCGACCAGUAAGACAUUUUCUGAUCGAGGUAUGAAAAAUGACAUGAAAACAUUAGUUAUACGUUGUUUUCUUUGUCAUUGGUGUGGCUUAUUUAAAAAUUAUCAAAAUCAUUUGACUAAAAAUCAUUCAAAUCCAUUUACUAAUCAAAGUAAUAACAGCAAUGUAGCCUUUCAACUACGGUCAUCAAUUGGAAAAUUCUAUGAAAAUUCAAAGAACGUAAAAAUUUUAACAACUAAUAUAGAGCAAAUUCUAUCUCAAACAUCAAGAGAUCAACUAAGUAUUGAAGAAAAAAGUCCUCCAGGAAAACUUUUUCAACAAAAACAGGAUUUUAUCGUCCCAUGUAAUGGUAUACUAUUAUGGAAAAUUGAUAAUAUAAAAAACCAAUUAAAUGAUAUGAGAUCUAUGAUAACAUCACCCUCAUUUUAUACAUCACCAGAUGGUUACAAAAUGUGUGUUCGACUUUACGUAAAUGGUAAUGGUAUUGGUCAAUCAACUCAUGUAUCAAUUUUUAUUGUUCUUAUGCGUGGUAAUUAUGAUGCUAUACUUGAUUGGCCAUUUGAUUUUCAAGUGAUAUUUUGUCUUUAUGAUUUAACUAAUCAAAAUAAUCAUAUUAUCGAAUCAUUUCAAUCUGAUACGAAAUCAAUAUCUUUUCAAAAACCUCAAACUGAAAUGAAUAAUGGAUGUGGAAUUUCUAAAUUUAUUCCAAUAUCAGUCAUUCAACAAGAUAAUAAUUCUUAUAUUUGUGAUAAUUUCACUUAUAUUAAAGUGAUAAUUAGAAAAAAUCCGAUACCGACAUGUAUUUUACCUUAUGUUAUGAAUAUUGAUCCUGCAUUACCAAUGCAUAUACAAGAAGAAAUGAUUGAAACAGCGAUUCAAAAACAUAAACUACGACCAUUGAAACUUACCUUAACAUUAAAAUCAUCAUCAAUAUGA
This is a messenger RNA of Rotaria sp. Silwood2, 1110 nucleotides long. NCBI's taxonomy places the organism in Eukaryota, Metazoa, Rotifera, Eurotatoria, Philodinida, Philodinidae. The record is from the annotation of a GenBank genome assembly.